Molecule: messenger RNA, 639 nt
Organism: Mesocestoides corti
Lineage: Eukaryota; Metazoa; Platyhelminthes; Cestoda; Cyclophyllidea; Mesocestoididae
Source: the annotation of a GenBank genome assembly
AUGCUGAUAACAUGUGUGCGUCCAGCAAUCACCCUCAAAUCAAUACUGGAGAACACCGUCAAUCAGACAGCUUUCAUUCUUCAACAUGUCUUCAUCGACGCGCUUCCAGGUCGCGUUCAACGUCGCAGCAUCUCACUUACGGAGAUCGAGUUCUUCUACAUCAUUACUCUCGCACAUUUCAAUGAUCCAUGCUCCACCGAGGCAGGCGCGAUCGAGGAUCGAAUGGAGAAGCUUCGUCAGAGUCGUGAUCGAUUGAGGACAGUUCUCGCCAGACAAGUGCCCGUAGCUGACGAGAAGGCGCGAAUAAUCGAACGCCUGGAGCAACUGCACAACAAAUCCGAAGCCGCUGUUCAAACAGCCAAAGACGCCGUGGAUACGGCUCGUCAACAGCUGGAUGACCUCAAGAAUUUCGACGCCUACGUUGCUCGCACUAAACAGGAAUUGGAGGCAAUGUCCGUCAUCAGAGCGGAGAUAAGUGACGAUCUGGAUCGCGUUCACAGUCAAGUUCAGGGCAUCCAUCUGCAGGUCGACGACGCCUUCAACACUGCCAAGCUUCUCCAGACGACUGUGUCCAACUUUGCGCAACAAAUCAAGGCCCUGAAAGACGAUGUAAGCGAGUUGGUUGCCUCUAGGCGUUGA